UUCUCGAUUGAUUCUCUUACGUCGUUUGAUUGCUAUGAUUGUUAUAGUUUAUUCAGUGGUAUAUACGGAUCUGAAGUCUUUUUAGUGAAUUUUAGAUUCAAUGAGAUUAGGAAUUUCUUGUGAUAAUGGAUAGAAUUGUGUGAUUUGGUUUCCAUGGAUUUAGUCUUGAAAAUUUGAAUUCGAUGUCGAAAUUUUUUUCCCUUGUUACUGUUUUGAUUUGUUUUUUCUCAUCAUUUUCUUCAUUGACUUCUGUACAAAACUUAUCGUUAUUUCACAAAAAUUAAAACAUGAUUGUAUUUGUGGUAGACAGUAUAAAAUAUGGACGCCAGCAAUUUUGUGUGUUGAUGAAAGCUCAAUCCGAAAUUAAGGAUGUAAUUAAACUGGAUUCAUCUAUUAAUUUCUUAUGGUCCAAAAUAGGAGUCAUUUAGCAAAUGUUCAGAAGAUCAAGGACACAUGCAGAUAUGAGUAGUGAACUUGAACACUUUGUGUCUUUUACUCCAAAUAUAAUAUCUGUUUUGGGGAAGAAAUGAAAAUCCAGAUAUUAGUAGUAUUAUGUUUGGACUUAGGAGUUUGUUUUAUCUGAAAAUUGAUGCUUCUAUCACUCAACUGGGUAAGAUAUAGAAUAUCACAAAUGUUUAACUUGGAUGACAAUAGUUGACAGAUAGUUAGAACAAAGUUACUUGUUGUGCAUGUAACGAUUUGCUACAAAUUGUUAUCGUAGUUAUGCUUGGGAAUCUUCAUGUCACAACUUUUCUAUUAAAUUCACAUUCUGUAUGUAUACAAAUCCGAAUUAUGUAUAAGCUCUUUUAAUGAACAAAUGUCUGUAUGGUUAUAAAAGUUAAUAUAAAAUAAGAUUAAAGCAAGGAUUUAUAAGCUUUCCUCUCCCUUCUACAACUUUUUAUGACAAAACUCAAAUUCCUUUCUUCUUCUAUUCUGCUUGCAAGUGGGGACGAAACUUAUUCUCACUUUAUGAAAGAAAAACGCUAUAUAUACACAAGGGUGGUUUUGUUUUUUUUUUUUUAAUCCCCCUUUCAUUUUGGGAAGUAAGUUCUGAAAGGAAAGUUCUCAGAUACUCUCUUUUUCUUAAAAACUUAUAGACAAGGGAAUUUGAGCUUUAUCUCUUCUGUUUCUGUGAUAGUGGCCUGUUCUUGUCAAUAGGCAAACAUAUUACAUCCCAUCAUCAUUCUUGUUGUUUCCUUUUAAGUAUACUUUUACUUAAUUAUCAUCUCCACUUUUUCUUCUUUCCAUCAGAUAUUCCUCUAUAUCUUUGUAUAGAUAAAGUUUCACACGGGUAGUAGUCUCCAUAUUCACUUUGUUUGGCAAGAAAUUGUUAUACACACGAAAAGAAUCUUUUCAGACACAGGAAUACUUUUGGUUUUUGGAUUUGAGACUCUAAUUCUGCACAAGCAAUGUCAAGUGGCAACAAUACACAUUGGUGUUACCAAUGCCAACAACCAGUCCGGCUUCGGGGUCGUAACCCAGUAUGCCCGUACUGCUCCGGUGGGUUCGUGCAAGAACUGAGCGAAGUGGUCGAGCCCGGUCCACAAGACAUCGGGACCGGGCCCACUCACUCGCACGAACCGUCCGAGUACGGUUUCAUGGAACCGUACCCGGACCCUAGGAACAGAAUCAUGGAUGCUUUUGCUGAAUUAAUCAGACAAAGAAUGUCUGGAAGAAACCCUAAUUUUGAUGUUAGAAGAAGAUCCGAACAGAGUCAUGGUGUGGUUCCAUGGUUCAUAUUUGAUGGUCAAGCCCCGGCUCGGAUGUCGGCUAAUGACCGGUUUGAGUUCUUUUUUAACGGUGCACCGCCGGGCCCACGGCGGUCUAAUGUUAGUAAUAUUUUCAUGGGGCCGGGGUUGCAGGAACUGAUUGAACAGCUUACGGUUAAUGGUGGUGGGGGUAGUCAGGGCCCACCACCAGCAACCCGGUCAGCGAUUGAUUCUAUGCCAACUAUUCGGAUUAGUAAUAGACAUUUGAACACGGAUUCUCAUUGUCCGGUUUGUAAAGAUAAGUUUGAGUUAGGGUCGGAGGCUAGGCAAAUGCCGUGUAACCAUAUUUACCAUUCUGGUUGUAUUGAACCGUGGUUGGUUCAGCAUAAUUCUUGCCCGGUUUGUCGGGUGGAGUUGCCGGCUCAUGGGAUGAGUAGGGGUAGCAGCAGUGGUGGUGGUGGUGGAGGGGAGGAGAGUGGCGGACAUGGCCGAGGAAGGAGGAGUCCGUUAUCGUUUUUGUGGCCUUUUCGCUCGUGAAAGUUGAAGUGAAAUGAAACAAUCAAGUGAUUUGUCUGAUAUAGUUAUUAAGUUUUGUUGUAUGUGUUGGUGUUGGUGUUGGUUUUGGGUGUUUUUGUAUGUGUAUGUUUGGUUGAUAUAUAUAUAAUGAUGUUAAAUUUAAUCA
Messenger RNA from Lactuca sativa (garden lettuce), 2391 nucleotides. The record is from RefSeq and is a predicted model, not a curated record. Lineage: Eukaryota; Viridiplantae; Streptophyta; Magnoliopsida; Asterales; Asteraceae.